CCAAAUAUGUGGACUGAAUAAGCGUAGUAUUUAAAAUAUUGUUUGUUAUUUAAUAUUUAUUUUGUGCAAAGUGAUAAUUCGACGAGAAAAGUGUGUGUUUUUAUACAAAUAAAUAGUUGUUAAAUUGGUGUAAUUCUUUAAGGGAAUUAGAAUUAUUUUAUAAAUCAUCUUCAUAAACGAAUCAGAAGCAACGAUGAACAUUAUUUCAUCCAAAAAUGACGACAACAAAUACCGAAAAACUUAUUAUUAUAAUAAGCAGAGCAAUCGAAACUCGAAAAAGAUUGUGUACAGCGAUCAUAUUCUCAAACAGAUCGAGGAAUUACAUGAGCAGAGACGACGAUCUUUGGGUGAUUUCAAGAAGUUGAAGCGAGACGCCGAAAACGAAUUCGCGCUGAAAAACUACGGACUUGACGAGAUCGACAUUGAUCCGCUUUUAAAUAGGAUAGAAAUCUACAUAGAUUUCAUGAACAACAAACUGAUUGAGAAUGACGCAACAGACGUGGUGGAUAACAAAUGCGUAUCGUGUGACCAAACAAAAAAACUUUGCAACUGCUACCAACUUAAAAGUUAUUUCAGGAAAAGAUAUUUUUGAAAUUGAAAUCGCUUCAAUUUGUCUUCUGAAAUUUAUUAUUGAAUUGAUCUAUUUCCAAACCUACUUGUUCUAUGUUUGACUAUUUAAUAUUUAUAUGUAAAUUCGUUCGAAAAUUUCUAUUUAAUCAAGAAAUGAGGUAAACAUUUUUCUUAGUUUUACAAUUAGUUGUUUAUUCUUGUCUUUUUAAACUAUCAUUAAUUAUAUUUCUAUACACUAAAUCUAAAUGUAUAUUGUG
Nicrophorus vespilloides is the source of this 827-nucleotide messenger RNA. RefSeq lists its product as uncharacterized. The record is from RefSeq and is a predicted model, not a curated record. The transcript is spliced from 2 exons. NCBI's taxonomy places the organism in Eukaryota, Metazoa, Arthropoda, Insecta, Coleoptera, Silphidae. The coding region runs from base 194 to 592 and encodes 132 amino acids.